CGGCGGUGGGAAGCCCGUGGACCAAUACCCGCGCUCCAUGUGUUGCUAAAGUCAAAGGUGAAAGUUAACGCUUGUUUUAAAACCGAGUAAAGAUGGCGCCGCUGUUUUGGGGGAGUUGGCAAUGAUUUGCAAUCGUUCUGGGAAAGUAACUGCUGAGCGGGCAACCUGGCUUCCCCCUCUUUCCUUCAAUGUGACAUUUCGAUCAGACCCGUUUUCAUCUAGUUAAGCAGCUGUGUGGUUUGGUGUGGCUUGGCCCUGCGCUUGCACAGGGGAGGCGAUGGCCAUGGCGGUGUUUGAGCUGGUGUGGCGGCUGCUGCACGCCUUGCUGUGGCUGCAGCGGACCCUGGGCGCCUGGCUCCGCCGUGGAAUGUGCGCCUGGGCGCGGUGGAACGCGGCGCUGCUGGCGCGCGGCUCCCAGGACACCCGCAACAAAGGACAGAGCCGCCGCGCGCGCUGGCGGGCGGACGGGCGCGGGCUGAAGAAGCUGCCGCUGCACCUGGGGCUGGUGGUCACCGAGGAAGAGAGCAGCUACACCGACAUCGCCAGCCUGGUGGUCUGGUGCAUGGCCGUGGGCAUCUCCUAUGUUAGCGUCUAUGACAACCAAGGUAUUUUCAAGAGAAACAAUUCCAGGCUUAUGGAGGAAAUCUUAAAACAGCAACAAGAAUUAUUGGGUCUGGAUUCUUCAAAGUAUUCUACUGAAUUUUUAAAUAGUACCAGGAAAGUUGAACAAGUUUUAUGUUGUCCGACCACAGUGAAAGUGCUUUCACCUGAUGAUGGGAAAGCCAAUAUAGUGAAAGCUGCUAAGACGUACUGUCAAUUAGUUGCUCAACAGCAAAGAAGGUCUACUGAUCUAAAUGUUAAUAUCAUGGACAGUUUACUUAGAGGUUCUUCAGGUUUACCUGACCCAGAUCUAGUUUUGAAAUUUGGACCUGUGAGCAGCACACUUGGUUUCCUGCCUUGGCACAUCAGGCUUACUGAGAUUAUAUCAUUGCCUUCUCACAUCAACUUAAAUUAUGAAAGGUUUCUUUCUGCCCUCCAGCAGUUUGCAGCUUGCGAGCAACGAAUGGGAAAAUGACCGAGUCAACAUGGAAUCAGUUCCAGGCUUUAGUCAAAGGGACCUAAAAUAUCCAAUGUUUACAAGCACCUGUGAACUAUGGAAGCCCAGUUCAGUGUCUUUCCGUAGCAACUGAGGAUAAGAACAUGUCUUUGUCCAAAUCUUAGUUGUGUAAAUGUCUGUGAGGGUCAAUCUGUUAUUUAAAAUAAACGAGCAAGGUUAUCUUUGACAAUAAUUCAGGCUUUUCUCAAAUGGGACCUUUUAUAUAAAAAUGAAGUUGUGUUCAAAGGAUUAUCAUUGGACUUCUUCCUUGGAUGAUAUGGAUGAGUAAUUUAUCUACAAUGCCUUGCACUAAUUGAGUGUACAAUAAAUGUAUAAAUCAUAUUCCUAUUUUAAAGUAACAUUUUAAUGCAACAUGUCAAUAUUUGAUUAAUUUUAGUUAGCCUUCAACAAAAUGUGACCUCUGGUGCACUCUUUAAUUUGUUUAAAAGCAGCACCCCCUUUUCCCACAUGCUUUAAGUGCGUGUAUAAAACAGAGUAUUGUAAAGUCAGAGAUUGCACUAUUCCAUUGUAUCAUUAUGAUAUGGAACUUGGUUUGUACUUGUUCUCUGUGGUGCAAUGGCAAAAUCAUGGGCUAGUUACCAUUCUGACAGAUGUUUUGUAGACCAAUGUGUGAUUCGGUAUUAAAUGCAGGAUAAAACCAAACUAAGGCAAAAAAUUGCCCUCUGAAUGUUGUUGCUAUUGAAGCAUGCCUUUAGUCUUCAUUUUACUCUGCUUUUCUCAAUCUUGUGGGACAGAUGUAUCUCCAAUUAGGUGUUGGGUGAGGGGAUCUGUUUGAAUGCCAAAUACUUUAUGUAUAAAAAAAAUGGAUACCUAAGAACUGUAAAAGAGCAAACUAAAAAUGAAGUUUGAUGGGUAUGUUAUCCAAUGAAGGGAUGCUGAUUGUAACUGACUCGGUUUUAUUCUUAUAUUGGCAUAUGAAAUAUCCAGAUUUUUGGUAACGUUUUAAAAUCCUAAAUAAUUCAAAUCUGAACUCUAAAUUUCCAAAUGGUGGAUGCACUGAUAUAGAAACCUGUAAUUUGUCUUAAAUGAUACAGGAUACAUUUGACUGAACAUGCAGGGUCCUAGAUUUGGAGUGUCUUUCCUCUGUUGUGUAAAUGCUAUGUCCGCAUUACUGCUCUACAAGUAGAAAUAUGGCAUUGACCAGAGUAGAAAAGGGAAAUCACAUCUUUGUGCCUCAUCGUAAGAACAGGUAUUCGGAUCCAACGCUGUUGAGAAUGUUAUCACCACAGGGAAGAAGAGCACAGGACUCCAGAGAUGUACAAACGUCCUUUUGGCUAUGGCACAACCGUCCAUAAUAUUAUGAAGCAUUAUGCCAUAAUUGAGGGUUAAUUGUCUUUAAUGAGAUAUGUAACAAUCUUGGGAGAUUCUCUUCCUGAUGGAAUCACAAAUUGAAACAAAGAUUAAAUAGAACUAUGAGCAAAUGCAUAUGAUAUUUUUGUUUUGGCCAUUGUAAUUAAAAUUAUUCAAUAGAAA
Molecule: messenger RNA, 2590 nt
Organism: Amblyraja radiata (thorny skate)
Lineage: Eukaryota; Metazoa; Chordata; Chondrichthyes; Rajiformes; Rajidae
Gene: nus1
Product: NUS1 dehydrodolichyl diphosphate synthase subunit
Exons: 5
Coding region: 278-1075 (265 amino acids)
Cellular component (GO): endoplasmic reticulum membrane; dehydrodolichyl diphosphate synthase complex
Molecular function (GO): ditrans,polycis-polyprenyl diphosphate synthase [(2E,6E)-farnesyl diphosphate specific] activity
Source: RefSeq, a predicted model, not a curated record